AGGGGUGAAGCCGCUUUCUGCAGCAAAGAGUGCAGAGAUAAGCGGAUUAGAGAAGAUAGAAAGAAGGAGAAGAAGGAGAGGAAGGAACGGAAGAGGCGUUCUUUGGCAGCCAUGAAGAAUGCAAACCCUUUACCACCCAUUAAAGCCUUUGAACUUUCUACUUAGAACAAAAACUUCCAUAUAUUUCUCUUCUCUAUUACAAACAAUUGAACCAUUCCUCCUAUAGAGGCAAGAUGCAUACAAGCUCUCUUCAUGGGCAUUGUAUUCCUUAUUCCUUUAUUCUUAAAUAUAUAGCACUAUGAAUUACUUUAUUUCAUGCUACAGGGAAUUGUUUCAAACUGAAUAAUUGUUCAUAUGAUAAGUAAAAGGAAGUCUUCUCAAAUGUAUUUUCCUUUCUUUUUUCCUCCUAAAAUCUUAAGAUAGUUUAUUCAAUGAGUGAAGAAACUUUUGUUGUAAUUAUAA
Messenger RNA from Phalaenopsis equestris, 462 nucleotides. RefSeq lists its product as uncharacterized. The record is from RefSeq and is a predicted model, not a curated record. NCBI's taxonomy places the organism in Eukaryota, Viridiplantae, Streptophyta, Magnoliopsida, Asparagales, Orchidaceae.